AUGGGCUGCGACCACGAGCCAAAGAACCCAGAUAAUUGGAGGCUUUACCACCUACUGGAGUUAGAGCAACCUGUAACGGCAAAACAAGUACAAUGGACAUUUCGGAAGGUCACUCUGCGCCAUCAUUUCUACCAGGCCUACCUUGUCCUUUCCGACGUGGACCGCAAGAGCCUUUACGAUGCCCUUGGUGAGGAUGCAGUAGGUUUCAUACACAGCGGAAGUUGGGGACCUCUUAUGCAUCUAAUUGGCUCCAGGGGAUCUGUUUGUUUUUAUUGUGGAUCAAUGCUGCUGGCCUUUAUCACCUUGCUCCUCUUCUUCCUCUUUUUGGGGCUUCGCGUGGAUGAUCACACGUCUUGGUCGUGGCUGGCUGUUGCGGCCCCACUCUUCGUCUUUGUCAUUGUGGCGGUAAUUAUUACCGCCCUUGCCGUCAUUGUAAGCCUAUUCUGGCGACUUCCGAGGGAGGAGGGCAUGCGCUUCGUAGAACGACUUCCGGCUGUCGGCAACUUCCUAGCCACGGUGCUUUACGCCGUUUUUUGUUUCCUGGUUGCGACUGAAGUUAGAAAUGAUCCGACGAACGCGUCCAGAAAAUUUACAAGCUAUUUUGCCCUUCCUAUUAUAGCCGACGUGGUGUACUAUUUGUCUUCUUUGGUCUGGCGCUGGCCGCGUCGUGUGCGGCUGCAGAUGGAAAUCGGACUGAAUAAUCCCAAUCGUUUCUUGUGCUACGGAUUCUUUUUGCUGGGAUGGCUGUAUCUGGGUGUUUCCAUUGCGCAAUGGGUUCUGCUUGGCCGCCGCAUCGAUCAGAGGAUUCAAAUUAGUUGGUAUGUCACCUUUAUCCCGUUCUGCUUCCGCGCUGGCCUCCGUGUGGUGGAGGCAUUCAUGCGCAGCAUGGUGAAGCGGACUAUUGGCGUCAAAACAGCUAUGGGGCUCGCAUUUGACACGCUGGGGGCAUUUUUCUUCAAUGGAAUGCUACUGGUUUCAUUGUACUUUGUUGCCGUACGCAUUACACGUGGGAAGGAGGAGGUGCGGAUGCCGCUGGCACUCAUACCCGUUUACGUCGCGCUGGUGUAUCUGCUGUUUGCCAUGAUCUUCACCGCCGUCUACCUCUUGCGCAAGAACGUCAUCAGCGAGCGCGAGGAGCGGCUCAACAACCUGAAGUGGACCCCGACGGAUCUGCCGGUGGGAAGUCGGGGCGGUCCGACGCUUCUCCGCGACCUCGACACCGGCGCUGUGGACGCGGACUGGGACGCGAUGGACGACGAUGACGCCGGCUCGUCGUUGGUGUUUCGCGCGGAGAAAGAGGGCAGCGAGGACUACGAAGAUUUCGACAGCGCCGCGGAGGAAGACUUCUUCCCCAAUGUUGUCGAGAGCGAAGCCGCAAAAACGCCGUACGGCGUCUCUGCCCCGCCCGACGAGGACGCCGGACCGUACGCCGGGAGCAACACCCCCACCGGGACGGGCAGCGAGGUGCGAGGGCGACCACCGGUAGGGGCCGUCCACCGUGAGCUGCAUGACCCCAAAACGGACGUUGCCCGCUUUGAUAGCGCUGCGAGCGGCUACGGCGAGGAGGGGGACGAAGAGGAGGAAGAAGAGGAGGAAGACGAAGAAGGCGACGACUAUGAUGAUGACUACGAUGACGACGACGACAACCGCAUAGGGACUUCGAUGUCUUCCUCGCCCACGUCCAGUGCCUACUUCACGUCAAGCAUCCAUUCCGUGAAGCGCUGA
This is a messenger RNA of Trypanosoma conorhini, 1725 nucleotides long. RefSeq lists its product as uncharacterized. The record is from RefSeq and is a predicted model, not a curated record. The coding region runs from base 1 to 1725 and encodes 574 amino acids. The transcript has a single exon. NCBI's taxonomy places the organism in Eukaryota, Euglenozoa, Kinetoplastea, Trypanosomatida, Trypanosomatidae.